CUUCACAAUUAACAACUCUCUCUCUCUCUCUCUCUCUCUCGUCUUUCUCGCUCUUCACCCACCCCCCCAAAUCCCGAGAAGCGUCCGAUCCCGAUCGCUCCUCCGCCCUCGGAUCGAUCACCGCCGUCCAAGGCCCCUCCUCGUCGGAGAUCGGCGACAGAAAAAUUGAGAUCAAAUAGGGGUUUUGAGGGGUUACUUGGAGGGUUAAAGUUGUGGCUUUUGUUCACGGGACCGGAUAUUGUCAAUGGCGGAGAGGGGUUGUGUUAAGCGCCUUCAAAGGGAGUAUCAUGCCCUAUGUAAGGAGCCGCCACCUCAAAUUGUUGCUCGUCCUUCUCCUAGUGAUAUUCUUGAUUGGCAUUUUGUUCUUGAAGGAAGUGAGGGCACACCAUUUGCAGGUGGGUAUUACUAUGGAAAACUUAAAUUUCCACCCGAUUAUCCAUUCAAACCUCCCAGUAUCAGUAUGAUUACUCCCAAUGGACGAUUUGCCCCUCACAAGAAAAUAUGUUUAUCAAUGAGUGAUUUUCAUCCGGAGUCUUGGAAUCCAAUGUGGUCUGUAUCAAGCAUUCUCACGGGACUUCUGUCCUUCAUGAUGGAUGAUGGUCAGACCACUGGUAGCAUUAGGACAUCAGAUGAUGAGAAGCGGCGAUUAGCUAAGGAUUCACUUGCUUACAACUGUGAGAGCAAAAACUGCCCGAACUUCAAGAAGCUGUUCCCGGAAUACGUAGAGAAGUACAGAGAACAACAGGUGCCAGAUCACCAUCCCAUGCCACCGCCGGUGCUUCCGGAGAAUGCGGCACCCCCUCCUCCCCCCGCAGUCGUGCGAGCUCCGGUGGUUGCGGACGAAGAUAGGCGAGUACUAAACAACAAUAACGCUGGCAAGAGGAGGCAGAAAACGCAAGUGCCCUUUUGGCUUCUGCUUCUGUUGAUAUCGGUGUUCGGCGUGGUAAUGGCCUUGCCCCUGCUGCAACUCUGAUAAUGCCCUCUGCCCUCCGCCCUCCGGAUAGUAAUAUCUUAACGGCGGGGAGAACGUUUUUCAGUACAAAAUUACGGAUCCCUAGAUUUGUCUACCUGCAGAAUUUUGUAUAGUUAGUUCGUUCUGGAGUGGUCGAACCUUGUGCUCGCCUUCGUUGGGUUUGUAUCUCAUCUUGACGAACUCAGAUGAAAUAUGUCAACCGCCUUCCUUAAUCUUUCGUCUCUCCGAUUAGCUGCAUGAUGGAACUGCUUUUUUGUCGACUUUUCUUCGAGUAUCGUUACUAGUGCCUUCAUAUUGAGUUGUCAAGAUCUAUCAACUACCUCAUUAAGAAUGCUGUAAUUCAAAUUUGUUCAGAUUGGGUAAUUAUGAAUUGCGGAGUGCGAAGCCCUUGCAGUUA
Messenger RNA from Ananas comosus (pineapple), 1370 nucleotides. Its product is annotated as ubiquitin-conjugating enzyme E2 34-like. The transcript is spliced from 10 exons. Bases 245 to 973 code for a protein of 242 amino acids. The record is from RefSeq and is a predicted model, not a curated record. NCBI's taxonomy places the organism in Eukaryota, Viridiplantae, Streptophyta, Magnoliopsida, Poales, Bromeliaceae.